CCAGUUCAAGGCAGUUCAGCCCUCCACGACUCAGAUGCGUUGUACCGAGCUGUCUGUCAACGUCGAGCGCCUUCCCCCUUCUUCAUUCUUGUGAGAGAGAAGAGAACAUUUGGGUUGUAAUUUUCCCCUCUUCAACGACGUCUCGCUUCAGAUAACACCUGCUUUCGUCUCACCAUGAUUUUCAGCUGAUCUUCAAAGUGUCCGGGUGGUUCUGGGGGAUCCAGGUUGGUGUGACAGAACGAGCUUACUGAGGGGUACUGCCUGAGAGCAACAGGGACCCAGGUCCUCAAGUGACUCGGAGGGUGGGACUUUGCAAGCGUUGACAGCAUGGAGCAGGAAAACGCCAAGAUCCUCAACAGAGGAGAAGAGGAUGAGAUGGAGCUGCAGGGCUUCCGCCUCUCCCGCUGGCGCCUGGCCGUGGUGGGCCUGGCCGUGCUGUCCACGGGGGGCUUCCUCCUGCUGCUGCUCUACUGGCUGCCCGAGUGGUGCGUCAGGUCCACCUGCACCCGCACCACGGCGCAGGACGCCGAGGUGGUGCUCCUCCGCAGCACGGACGAGUUCCGCCGCUGGUUCCUGGCCAAGGUGCGCGUGAUCCUGGCUCCCGGGAGGAGCCCUUUCCACAUCCUGGAUACCCAGACCACCUCCCCCUCCUCCAUCCCCUCCCCCGACACCCCCACCCCCGCCACGGGGAAAGGACCCCGCCAUCAGACAUCCCAGGCCGACCCCAAUCAAGAGCUCAUCCACAGAUAUGGCGAAUACCAACCCACGCAGAUCCGAUAUUUCACACACCACAGUGCCAAGUACUACUGGAAUGGAGAGGCGCAGAACUUUGAGGUUUUAACAGGCCUGGAGGAUCUGCAGGUGAGCUGCUCAGCCUUGCACUCUGAGCACAGCGCUGGGCUGUCCAGGAACCUGCAGGAGUACAGGAGACUGUUCUUCGGAGUGAAUGAAAUUGCGGUGAAAGUGCCUUCGGUCUUCAAACUUCUUAUCAAAGAGGUCCUGAAUCCGUUCUACAUCUUCCAGCUCUUCAGUGUGAUCCUGUGGGCUUUCGAAGAGUAUUACUACUACGCUGCCACCAUCGUAUUCAUGUCCUUCAUUUCCAUAGCUACCUCUCUGUACACCAUUAAAAAGCAAUACAUCACGCUCCGCGACAUGGUGGCCGCGCACAGUAUUGUCCGCAUGUCCAUUUGCCGCGCAAACAACGAGAUCGAAGAGGUCAUCUCCACCGACGUUGUGCCCGGCGACGUCAUCGUCAUCCCUAGCAACGGCACCAUCAUGCCAUGUGAUGCGGUGCUGGUCACGGGAACAUGCAUCGUCAACGAGAGCAUGCUCACAGGGGAGAGCGUCCCGGUCACCAAGACCAACCUGCCCAACCCGGUGCAGGGCGACCGGGACGCCGAGAAGGACUCUGCCUUCAGCACGGAGGAGCACAAGAGACACACCCUGUUCUGUGGCACGCACGUCAUCCAGACCCGCUUCUACACCGGCGAGCUCGUCAAGGCGGUGGUGGUGCGCACAGGGUUCAGCACGGCCAAGGGCCAGCUGGUGCGCUCCAUCCUCUACCCCAAGCCCACGGACUUCAAGCUGUACCACGACGCCUACCUCUUCCUCCUGUGCCUGGUGGGCGUGGCCGCCAUCGGCUUCAUCUACUCCAUCGUCCUGAGCGUCAUGAAAGAGGUGCCCAUCAAGGAGAUUAUCCUGGAGUCUCUGGACAUCAUCACCAUCACCGUGCCGCCUGCGCUGCCCGCCGCCAUGACGGCGGGCAUCGUGUACGCCCAGCGCCGCCUCAAGCAAAUCGGCAUCUUCUGCAUCAGCCCCCAGAGGAUCAACAUCUGUGGGCAGAUCAACCUGGUCUGCUUCGACAAGACUGGGACCCUGACAGAAGAUGGACUGGAUAUGUGGGGGAUCCAUAGAGUGGAGAAUGGCAGCUUCCAGCUGUCAGAGGAGAGUGCCUACAAGGAGAGCCUGGUCAAGUCCCAGUUUGUGGCCUGUAUGGCUACCUGCCACUCCCUCACCAAGAUCGAGGGCCAGCUGUCUGGCGACCCCCUGGACCUGAAGAUGCUGGAGGCCAUCAGCUGGACCCUGGAGGAGGCCACGGAGGAGGAGACGGCCCUCCACGAGCGCAUCAUGCCCACCGUGGUGCGGCCCCCCAAGGAGCUGCUGCCCUCGGAGCCGGCGGCCUCCCCGGAGAUGGACAUGGAGCUGUCUUCGAUGUAUGAGAUCGGUAUCGUGAGGCAGUUCCCCUUCUCGUCGGCGCUGCAGAGGAUGAGCGUUGUGGCGCGGCGUCUGGGGGAGAAGCGCAUGGAUGCCUACCUGAAGGGGGCGCCAGAGGUGGUGGCCAGCCUUUGCAAGAAGGAGUCCGUUCCGGAGGACUUUCAAGAGGUUCUGGAGGAAUACACCAAGAAGGGUUUCCGGGUCAUCGCCCUGGCCCACCGCCGCCUCGAGUCCAAGCUAACCUGGCACCGAGUGCAGAACGUCAACCGCGACCACGUCGAGGCCAACAUGGAGUUCCUGGGUCUGAUCAUCAUGCAGAACAAGUUGAAGGCAGAAACUCCAGCGGUGCUGCAGGAUCUCCACAGAGCCAACAUCCGCACCGUCAUGGUAACGGGAGACAACAUGCUGACGGCCAUCUCGGUGGCCAGGGACUGUGGCAUGAUCCCACCCCAGGACAAGAUCAUCAUCGCCGACGCCCUGGCGCCGCGGGACGGACAGACCGCCAAGAUCAACUGGAGAUACGCAGACAAGCCUGGCAAGAUGCCCCGUCUGGAGGAAGUGGUCAUCAGCCUGGAGGACAUAUGUCACAUGGACGAAGCCAAGUCUGCACAGCAGCAGUUCCACUUCGCCAUGAGCGGCAAGUCGUUCGACAUCAUCAUGGAGCACUUCCCCGAUAUGAUGCAGAAGCUGGUGCUCCAUGGCACCGUGUUCGCCAGGAUGGCUCCGGACCAGAAAACGCAGCUCAUUGAGGCGCUGCAGGGCGUCGACUACUAUGUUGGGAUGUGUGGUGAUGGAGCUAAUGACUGUGGGGCGCUGAAGAGGGCCCACAGCGGCAUCUCUCUGUCGGAGUUGGAGGCCUCCGUGGCGUCCCCCUUCACCUCCAGGACCCCCAACAUCUCCUGCGUGCCCAACCUCAUCAGGGAGGGCAGAGCGGCACUCAUCACCUCCUUCUGUGUCUUCAAGUUCAUGGCCCUCUACAGCAUGAUCCAGUACAUCAGCGUCACCCUCCUCUACUCUAUCCUGAGUAACCUUGGAGAUUUUCAGUUCCUCUUCAUCGAUAUCGCCAUCAUCCUCUUCCUCGUCUUCACCAUGAGCUUGAACCCAGCGUGGAAGGAGCUGGUGCCUCGGCCUCCUCCCUCGGGCCUCAUCUCGGCCCCGCUGCUCUUCUCCGUCCUGACCCAGAUCCUCAUCUGCCUGGCCUUCCAGGUCCUCCCCUUCCUCUGGGUCCAGCAGCAGCCCUGGUAUGAGCAGUGGACGCCGCUGUCAAACGCCUGCAACACAUCAGCAUCAACAUCAACUCACUCUAUGACCAACAUAAGCUCCUUUGAGGUGGACCCGGACUACAUCUCCAACUACGAGAACACCAGCAUCUUCUACGUGUCGUCCUUCCAGUACAUCAUCGUGGCCAUCAUCUUCUCCAAGGGCAAGCCCUUCAGACAGCCCAGCUACAAGAACUGGCCCUUUAUGCUGUCUGCCCUGACCUUGUAUGUGUUCAUGUUGUUUGUGCUGUUCCACCCGAUUGAGGCCAUGGAUGAUUUCUUUAAGAUCGUGUGCGUCCCCUUCUCGUGGCGGAUCAAGCUGUUUCUCAUUGUUCUGGCCAACGCCGCCGUGUCGGUGUUCGUUGAGACGUUCAUCCUGGACGUGGUCUUGUCGAAGCUUGUGUUCAGCCGGGACAAGCAGACUAGCUAUGGCUAUGCCCCCGCCGCCAUGACACAACAGGUGGGCAUCGACCACUGGGGCAUGAAGUGUCUCUCGUGGCUCUGUUGCCAGCGCAACGCGGCCCCCAAGGCCCGCUACAUGCACCUGGCCCAGGAGCUCCGCGUGGACCCCGACUGGCCCCCGCGGCCCACCACCACCACCGAAGCCAAGCCCUGUCCUGAGAAGGACUACCCGAUGAUCUGCAGCUCGUAGCACCCCUCCAGGAGGUCAGGUCCCACGCAACCCGCCUGGGGGGGACGGAGCCCCGGUGUGGGGGACUGGGUCUUGUUCGUCUGAUGGUUUGUCAGCUGGUGUUGACAAAGGGCAGAACCCCUCUUGCCGUGCGCUCUCUCUGCAUUAUUAGAUUGCCAUGUUGUCCACCAUACAAAGACUUUAAUUAGUUUGGUAUUUGAGAGAGAGAGAGACACACACACACACACACACACACACACACACACACACACACACACACACACACACACUCAGGGCUGGGUAUCGUGGCCAAUUUCCUAAAUCGAUUUGAUUUCGAUUCAUGAGGUUCUGAAUCGAAUAAUCUCGAUUCGAUUCAAUCUGCUCUUAAAUAAUGAAAAUGGCUCAACUGUGUUACAAAAUACAAAUGUACUUCAUUUUUUCUCUUCACCUUAAACAACAGGUUUGAAGUGCAAACUUGUAAAUUAGACAGUUUAAACGAGCUGUAAACAAAAUUGUCUCAAUUUUGAAAUAAGAAAGGAAUUGCAAGUGAAAGUGUAUUUGAACUACAACAUUCCAUCACUGCAAAUUCCAUUAAGGCAUUGUUUAUUAAAGUGCAGAAAUAAUAAUGAUGGUAACAAAGAAAAAUAUAUAGAUCUCAGGAAUCGAUAUUGCAAAAUCGAUCCAAAAUCGUUUUUUUUACCCAGCCCUACACACACACACACACACACACACACACACACACACACACACCGUUAAGAGGACCCACAGGCAGGAACCUGUGUUUAUCUUCCAAUUCCAUUUUGUAUUUGGAAUCUCCACCCAUGACAAUUAUUUGAAUGCAGGCACAGUAUACAUAAAUAUGAUAACAGUGAUACCAUUUCAGAUUACCGUUAAGUCAAUGAUGUUAUACAAGCGCACAUAGGAGCCAAUUUUAGUAGUUCUUCUGAGGUCAGCACAAAGAGACUAGGACCUUGGCUGUGCAUGACGCCAGUCGUUGGAAACCUUAGGUAGGGUCCAGAAAUGAUUCAAACACAACUGUAGUAUUGCAUUGCCGAUAUUUUGAUUUCUCCAAAGAAUACUCAGCAUGUAAUGUAACGAAGGCCUCACUUCUCCUCAUGCAUGUCCAAACAACGCUAAGGGCUUGCAUACAGUUCUAUGAUGUAUAGUCAUUUGCUUGUAUAAUAUAUUACAAUAUAUUAUAUAUCCUUAAUGCUGUCCGUAUCGCAUCGCUUCCUAUGGAAGACUGGAUAAUUGUGGGAUCAUCGAGCAAAACUACACAAUAAGCGUCAAGAUCCAACCAACUGUUUAGGGUCUUUGUCUGUGGGUAAACUGUGCUAAAAAAGAACCCUGCCCUAUAUGAUGCAAUGCCACAGGAAUAGCAGAAAAGAACUGGAGGAAAGUAUUGCUGUUUGUGUUUAUAGCAUAAGCCUAUUGCAAUCCAAAAAAUACAAACAUUUCUUAUCAGUCCAUCUCCCAAUUGUACCGACGCUACUUCUUCACCGUCGUUUCAUUUCAGUCCUGAGCCUUUCUGUGCCAAAAUCGCACAGACGAUUUUCUGAACAUGCUUUACAGAAAUCUGUUGCCCAACUUCAUUGGGCUGCAGUCUAGAUCGCAACCAGUUCGAAAGAUUUGUGUCAGGAUCAGACCAUUAACCUCAAUCGUUAUCUUAUUAAUUGUACUGACCAUGUAUUUCAAACAGGCAAUCAUUGUGUCAGUCUGCUAUUUCAGAUCACAUUAUUUCCGUUCAUACAUCCGUUUUUAAUCGCGUUAGUGUGUUGCUAUAUUAAAAGAUAAAUAUAUGUGAUUAUUUAAAUAGGCUCAAAACCUUGAGUCCAAAAUAAAAGCCAUUGCCUAUGAAGUACAAUUGUUGCUUACAUAGAUUGAAUACAUCAAUACCCUAAAAUGAAUCAGAUGGUCUGGGUUUGGGUAUUAGGGUUAAAGUUAAAUAGAUGAAUGUUUUAAAUAAUUUAAACCAAUGCAAUAUUUAUUUUGUGUUUAUUAUCAAGGCUUUAUAGUACAUCUCUAUGUUCCAAAGAUUGUAUCAUGUUAUUAAUCAAUUGAUUCAAGUCUACUUCUGUCAAAUUCUACAACCUUGGAUGAGACUGAACUGUACUGGAUCUAUGUUGUUGAUAAUAAUUCUGGUAUCAGAUUACCUCUGUAAAUGUUUGCUGUAAAGUCAGUGUGUUUUCAAAGUGUAUUUUUUUUUUCUCAUAUCAAAGGGCUGUUGUCUGCGUGUUUUAUUUUUAUUUUACCUUUUUUGGUACUUUUUUCAUAAAAUGGGUUGUAGGCUAAUUGGCAGUUUAAUUAUUUGGGUAUAUUUUUGUAUUCUGAGCUUCCGUUAUAGGUGUGCAAUAAGCAUAGGUCCUCCUUGUUAAGGCAUGAAUUCUGGGCAUUUAUUUUAAAAUGGUAAUCAUUCAUCUGGAUACAUUAUCAGGGGACUUGAAUACCUAUUUGGUGUUUUCUAAGGCUCAACUAGACUGUUGAUCAUCUUUAAACAAUGUUUCAUCCUGGAAACUAUUUGCCCAUUAUUUUUAGUUAGUUUAGUUAUUAUAUUUGUUGGAUCAAAUUACUAAUGGUCUCUUGCACAAAAAAGGGAAGUAUAAUUAAUUUGAUUGCUAAUAACUAAAUAUUUUCUUACAACCAAACUAUACUUUAAUCAGCUUUCAUGUGUUUUUCUGUUAUCAAAUUCUAUGCUAACUGAAGAAAGUGUUUCUGCAGAAAUACCAGCCUGGUUUAACGACAGAGUAUUUUAGGCUCAGCUUCCAAUCAGAAAUUGGCCCCUUGACAAUGUUCUGUUUCAAAAUUUGAAAUUAUGCUCUUGUCAGUUGUUUUUUAACAUUUUUUUGCCAUUUCAAAGCAAUGUGUAGAAUGAACCCUUUCUCUUGUAUAGGUACCAUGCACAUAUGCUAUUAAGUUCAUCUCCCAAAUCAUGUUCCAGAUUUGACACAACCCAUUUACAUUACCCCAAAUAUGAUAAGGCAAUGUAUGGGGUACAUAGAAACUUUCCUCAGGGGAAUGUGAAUAUCUAAAAUACAUUUAGGAGGGUACUAAAAAAAUAUU
Messenger RNA from Gadus morhua (Atlantic cod), 7164 nucleotides. RefSeq names its product ATPase 13A3 (gene atp13a3). Gene Ontology annotation, biological process: polyamine transmembrane transport; intracellular calcium ion homeostasis. Gene Ontology annotation, molecular function: polyamine transmembrane transporter activity; ATPase-coupled monoatomic cation transmembrane transporter activity; ATP binding. The transcript is spliced from 34 exons. The coding region runs from base 328 to 4125 and encodes 1265 amino acids. The record is from RefSeq and is a predicted model, not a curated record. Gene Ontology annotation, cellular component: late endosome membrane. Lineage: Eukaryota; Metazoa; Chordata; Actinopteri; Gadiformes; Gadidae.